Molecule: messenger RNA, 1015 nt
Organism: Tripterygium wilfordii
Lineage: Eukaryota; Viridiplantae; Streptophyta; Magnoliopsida; Celastrales; Celastraceae
Product: LOB domain-containing protein 11-like
Exons: 2
Coding region: 61-696 (211 amino acids)
Source: RefSeq, a predicted model, not a curated record
UACACGCUCUCUCAAAAGCAAGUCCACAACUGAAAGGUAAAAGAAAAGGCUUUGAGGGAGAUGGAGAUGGAGAUGGAGAUGGAGAAUAGUGACACCGCUGCUGCUGCUACCGCUAAUGCUUCAUCUCCUCAACAAUCUAAUUCUCCUAAAUCUUCCCCUUCUUCCCCUUCAACUCCUCUUCCGCACGUCGUGAUUAGUCCGUGCGCUGCUUGUAAGAUUUUGCGGCGUAGGUGUGCGGAGAAAUGUGUGUUGGCACCCUACUUUCCACCCACUGAACCAGCCAAGUUCACCAUCGCCCACCGUGUGUUCGGGGCCAGCAACAUCAUCAAGUUCUUGCAAGAACUGCCUGAAUCUCAAAGGGCAGAUGCAGUGAGCAGCAUGGUUUAUGAAGCAAGUGCAAGAAUCAGAGACCCAGUUUAUGGGUGUGCAGGGGCAAUCUUUCAACUACAAAAACAAGUUGUGGAGCUCCAAGCACAAUUAGCCAAGGCACAAGCAGAAAUAGCAAACAUCCAAUGCCAGAAAGCCAACCUUGUGGCCUUAAUUUACAUGGAAAUGUCACAACAAUCCCCUCAGCCUUCCUCAUCUCAACAAUCCGUCGACGACUUCAUUACGAGUACUCCAGAGAGUUACCAGAGCAACCCUUGCUUCCUCGACGAUAACAAUUUGGCGUCACUCUGGGAACCACUCUGGACAUGAUAAAAUCAUGACUUGUCGCAAUUUGUCCGCGAAGAGACUGUUUCCGAGAUUUGAACCAAAAAAAAUAUGGAUUGUUAGUUAAUUAACCGGUAGUAAUAUUUCAGAGAUGUUCCAAUGAAAUCAUCCCAACUCAAGAGCUAAUAAUUGCUCUAAUGGGAAAGAGGAGUUGAAGGACAAUCAAACGUCUCUUUGAUGGGUCAUUUCCUUCUUCCAUAUAUGAUGUUUAAUUUCUGUUACAAGUCUUUGUUCCGAGUCCAAUUGUUCGCUGAUUAUUGUAACUUUUCGGUCACCUACUAUAAUUAAUUAACAAAUUGAUGUA